This is a messenger RNA of [Torrubiella] hemipterigena, 330 nucleotides long. The record is from the annotation of a GenBank genome assembly. Lineage: Eukaryota; Fungi; Ascomycota; Sordariomycetes; Hypocreales; Clavicipitaceae.
AUGCCCUCCGGAGGAAACCUCAACGGCCUGUCCAAGAACCGCCUUGCGGCGCGCGCCUCCAAGGCCCGCAAGCAGCGCACCAAGAAGUCGGUUGCCGGCAAGCACAAGAUUGAAAAGGCGGAUGUGCGCCGCGGCGCAAAGCCCGGCUUGUUGCCUACCAGCGGCCCCAAUGCCCGUAUCAGCUCAAAAAAGGCGAAGAAGCUCGAGAAGAAGCUCGGUUAUGCUGUGCAGCGAAGCAUGGCUGCGUCGGGAGAGGCUGUCAUGAAGGAUGCUGCCGAAGAGGAUGUCAGAGACGGCCCGGACGAGAACGAGAUGGAGGGUAUUGCUUAG